Capronia epimyces CBS 606.96 is the source of this 2280-nucleotide messenger RNA. RefSeq lists its product as uncharacterized. The transcript has a single exon. The record is from RefSeq and is a predicted model, not a curated record. Lineage: Eukaryota; Fungi; Ascomycota; Eurotiomycetes; Chaetothyriales; Herpotrichiellaceae. The coding region runs from base 1 to 2280 and encodes 759 amino acids.
AUGGCCGACCUUCAUUCGGCCUUGAAGGCGCUGGCUCCUUGCAACUUCUCCGACAUUCCACAGCAGCCGGAUGAGCUUGAUCGGUUCAUGGCAGAUUUGUUCGAACAGUCCCAAUGUGUCGUCGAAUCCAUACCUAUCCCUGACCCCGAUCCUUCUCUCCAACGAGAUCGUGCACAUACGGCUGGAUAUGUGGCGUCCAACGCCUCGGAGAUUGCCCCAUCGCCCGCCAGAAGUCCUCCGCCUGCCCCCAAAUAUGCGGCUCUGCAGAAAGAGUGGGGAAAGACGGUCAAGCUUUCUCCCAAAGAGAAUCCCCUGGGCCUGUCUGUGUACAAACUCGCUGGCAAAGAUGGGAAAGGGGCCUGGUUCGCCAGGAGAAGUGUGCAUGAAGGGCUAGGGUUCAGUCGCUUCAAGCGGGCAUUUGAGCGCGAAUUUCCCACGUCCUUGGAUGUGAAGGGGGCCCCAGGCGAGGGAAACAUCAGAGGCAUUGGGGCGGAGACGCGGGUGGAAGACAUUACGGUUCCAAACCGGGGCAAGAUAGAGGUCUACCAGCUCAGUGCCCAAUUCCCAGGACCAACGACACCCAGGGACUUUGUCACACUUCUCGUCACCUCAUCCAGGGCGAUCAAGCCCUAUGGCGAGGCACAAAAAGUCCCUGAGCUGGCGCCACGACAUUACAUGAUUAUUUCCAAACCCUGCAACCACCCAGAGACGCAACCUCGGGAUGGUUUUGUCCGUGGUCAUUACGAAUCCGUCGAGUUCAUUCGGGAAGUUCCCAGAAAGCUCAAAGCCACGAUAUCCUCCACAGAUCUGUCACGUCUCAGUCAUGACAGAGCAUCGUCGCCAUCCGGUGCAAAGGCGGAUAUCCCUUCUCAUCAUAACACCCAGCAACACGACGACAAGCAUUUAAGAGUCGACACGCAAGGAUCGGCUAUCAGGGAAUUGUCUCCAUCAGGCAGAAAGAGAAGCGCCACAGUCGGGGUCCCAACUAGCCCAAGCAAAGCUGAAGAUCCGGGUGAGCAUUAUGAUCCUGAACAAAAUCCUGUCGAAUGGAUCAUGGUUACUCGUAGUGAUCCAGGAGGUAGCGUGCCGCGGUUUAUGGUUGAAAGAGGUACCCCUGGCAGCAUCUGCGCGGACGCUGUGAAGUUUCUUGACUGGGCAUGCCAGCGCGAGGAUGAUGAGGAAUCUUUGGACACCGCCGGUGCGAGGCCUGAUGGGCACCGGCGGGAGAGUUUCCCAAGCUGGGAAGCCAAUGGCACUCUUGCUGGAAUCAGAGAGCAUGAAGGAAGGCUGUCGACCAUUGCUGACGACCAGCCGCAACCGUCCACAUCCGAUGCGACUGCAGCCGAACAAACGGGGUCAACCAAGCAAGGAAACGUCCCUUCCCCAGAGCACUCCACCGCGUCGCCCUCGCAUGUAUUAGAAGCCGUCGCUGCAACUAUUGGCGCGUAUGCACCUCAGGUCAUCCGUGACCACCUUCCGAAUGCAACCGAAAAGGGAAUGCCCCUACCCGGGGCGGAACAAUCCGAUGAACAGCACAGCUUGUCAAGAGUCGAUAUUCCAGAAGGCGAUAGCGGCGGCAGUAGAGACUAUGACGGAUCUUCCACCGUUUCGGCCGCGUCCUUCGCUUCUGCUGAUUCACAUCUUGAUUCCGACGAAUCGCCUUCAGUGUCUUCAAAAUCCAUGUCCAAUACCCCGGAAAACCAACUUCUUCAGCAACAUGACAAGGAGAUCGCGAAACUCGCUGAACGUAAGGCUGCCAUGGAAGCAAAAUUCGCGCAGCAGAAGGAGAAAAUAAACAGCCAAGCUAGCAAAGAGACAGAAAAGGAGCAACAGGCAUUAAAGAAGGCCGAAGCCAAACACGAACGAGAACUGAGGAAACAAGAGGAGAAGUUUCAGAAAGAGCUCGCCAAGUUAGAGGAGAAGAAGAAGAAAGAAGCCAAGAAGAUGGAGGAGAAGAAGCGGAAGCAAACCGACAAAGAUGAGAAAGCCCGUCUGACCCGGGAGCGGGACGAGGCCAGAGCCGAGCUCGAAUUAUUGAAAAAGGAGCAAGAGAUCUACAUGCGACAAAUCGGCGAGCUACAGAAGGAAAACACAAUACUGACGGCGCGCAUUGGGAAGCUCGAGGGCAGUGGAUCGUCUCUUGACAGCCCACCGGGCGGACCUCAGCGACUUAGAGCCAUGACCAUGGCACAAGAAAGCCCAAGCAGGAGCUCGAGCCUUUUAGGUCGGACAAAGAAGAACAACGGCAACAAGUCAGACAUGAGCAGCGAUGGGCCAUGA